Molecule: messenger RNA, 3351 nt
Organism: Xiphias gladius (swordfish)
Lineage: Eukaryota; Metazoa; Chordata; Actinopteri; Istiophoriformes; Xiphiidae
Exons: 5
Coding region: 127-2448 (773 amino acids)
Source: RefSeq, a predicted model, not a curated record
GCGGUGCACCUGUCGCGGAAGUAGCUCACCUACGCUUUACCUCGGAUUUACCCGCAUUAUCAAAAAUGUCUCCGUAGGCCCUGCCGAACCGCACCGUCAUAUCUACACAUUAACUCAUCAAUAAUCAUGAAGAGGGGAACGCUGAACUUUCUGGGUCGAAAGAACCAGUCUCUUUUCGACACUAAUAUCAAAAUCAAGGACAUGGACCGUGUGGAGCUGGUACUGGAUUCACCAGCGAUCCCUGAGUCAGGGACUGCCAGUGUGCGGGCCAGACCCACCGUCAAGCAUCACGCUUCAUCUGAUAAUUUUCAAGGGUUUGCUGUUCCAACACCCAAAGUCCCCCUCCUCCCCCCUGUCAAAGGUCCAAAGGCCAAUGGUUCAGUCGGUGGAGAUCAGUUGACCAAUGGAUCAGUUAUAUCUGUGCCUGACCUUGUGGAGGGGGAAAUAUUUGUUCCUCCCCCUCCCUCUAUGGCACCUCCACCCCCUCCAGGGACUUUUAUCCUUCCUCCACCAGACUUCAUGGGUGUACUCAACAGUCCAGACCUGGCAACCCUUCAGCCUCCUUCCAUGCCGGCUCCAAAAACCACUUUGCUGGCACCAGCCGUGGAGGAAGAUUUAGCCUUAUUAAAACCGCCACUAAUGGCUCCACCAAAGCCUCCAUCUAUAAACUCUUCUGGCUCUGCAUCAUCCAUACCCAUUUCUAGUCCACCAUCAGCCAAAGUUCCUGGGCAUCCAAAAUUUGCCCCACCAGAGCCCCCUACUGAAAAGCAAUACAAGACUCAUAAGACACCACCUCCAAAGCCUGUUAGAUUGUCCUCUAUCUCCAACCUUGACUUGCCACCACAGACUCCUGCCCCACCGCCCCCUGUGCAGACACCCACACUCUCCACCUUUAAUCCCCAAAACACAGCGAAGCUUUACAAUGUUCCUAAAACCUCAGUUCUCAGUGGGUAUGAGAAUCGUGACACAAGACCCAAGCAGAUGUUACUCCUGGAAGAUUCUGGGUCUGUUAACUCUGCCAUAGUGCUUGUCCAGGUGGAAGGGAAAGUCCCUAAAGUGGCUACACCAUCUAAACCUGAUUCCAAACACAUACAGGAGCUGAAGGAGAACUCACAGAAUACCCAGCCCUCUCAACCACCAAACAAGGAGGCUAACACACGGACAGUUUCAGAACAGCCAGAAAUAGCCAAACUGCUCAGAACUUCACCUCAGAAGUCACCACAGCUUCAGAAAACGAACAGUUCUCACGUUAAUUCAGAGCCCAACAAGGACAAAGGAUUUCUAAGUCAAAGUUGUAAAUUCAGUCCGUUAUUAGAUCGUAAACUACGCAACCUUAAGAGUAGCGAAACUAAUGGGGCACGAGAGGGACCUGCAGCUUCUCCGCUGGCUCUUUUAAUGGCAGCUAAAGAAAGAGAGAAACACAGAUUGACUCAAUCCCUGUGGCAGGAAAACAGUGUUAAGGAGAACGAGCAGCUGAGCACAAGCAUUCAGCCGAGUGACUCUAGCCCCAAUUCCUUUGUUAUUGUCCCAAGGUCAAGCUCAUCCUCUUCUCUUACAGCUCAAGAAAGAAUACAGGAGAGUCCAAACUCUGUCAGUCCUGUGGAACACACGCAUUCAAUUCAGGCUUCAGAAAAAUUCAGCAGUCCUGCACUGGUCAGGGAUCAGAUGCCAUCUACCGGUCCAGUUCUCAGUAGGAUCACAGCAGCUGCAUCUCCAACUGCAACCAACCUGGUUGAACAGAAACAAAAUGCAAAACAAAGCCCCCCAAAGACUCAAUCUGCACAUCCUGAGGAUAAUAAAGAGGAGUCAAGCAUGCCAUUACUCCCUCCUCCUCCAGAAUUUGAUGAUUUAGAAGAGAUUAUGGAGCCCCCUCCUUCCAUCCGUCCACCUGACCCUCCCGUGAAAAAAGCACCAACACCAACUGUGAGCCCUCCUCCUCCACCUCCGGUUCCAUCCCUUUCUCCAAAAUCUAAAUCCCCUGCAGCACCAAAAUACCUACCUCCUGACAUCAAUGUCAAACCAAAGGCUCAAGUCCAGACAAAACCCCAAGUGGCCCCUACUCAGCUACCAUCGACUCUUUCGCCAAGUCAGGCCACACUCCUGAGCAUCUUACAAAAGAAGAUGUUGGAAAUGGACCACAAAAUGGCCCCGGUGAAGGAGGCAGAGUCCAGUCCUGAUGACUGGAGUGCACCCCUGUCUGAUGAGGACAAUAAGGUCCCUGUUGUCCACAGAACCACACCACAGAGCAAGAAUUACCCUGUGGUCAACAAAGCAGCAAACGUGGACAUGCGGGAAUUGGAGGGUAAAGUGGCCAAAAAAUAUCAGGAAACAUCCUCGAUGAAAGUUCCCACCAGCAAUGGACCAUCAAAACAUCAGUAUGGUAUGACCUUUACAGUUCGGCCUGGAACCAAACAGCCUAUUACCCCUGUUAGUAAAGGGGAAUCUUAAAAAUCUGUGGAGAUUACACACAUCUAUACACACACAUUAAAUGUGAUUGUAUAAUGUGAUUUUGUAUUAGCAGGAUUUUGUACAAUGGGGAAAAAGCACUUUGAACUAAUGAGUUACAUAAAUGGGGUUGGCGAAUAUGUCAAGAAUGUCUCAUAACAAUUGUCUACUCAGUUAUCAAUGAUGUAGUCUGAGUGUAUUGGUCAGUCUCUGAUGGACACACUGUCACUGUAAAAUAAUCAAGUCUCAAUAUUCAUUACCCAUGUGGCAUUCAUUAGUAUAAGCGAUAUCUAUUAAUGAAAUGUUUUGCGCUGAAGUUAUUCUUAGCUGUAAACUAUAAGCUGUAAGUGAAUCUACAUUAUACGGUAAUUUAUAGAUAAUGAAAAGUCUUUCAUAGAUUUCUGUGUAAUCUUGAUUGUAAAAUACAAUAAGAAUGUACAAUGUAACUAUUUUGGAUCUUGCUGAAAUUACAGGUCCCAUAACUGCAAUUUUAUUUCACUGUUACAUGUAAAUUAUGUAGGUCCACUGGAGCAAAGCCAACAGUAAAUUCAGACAAUUGUCAGAGCAUGCUGAUCUCUCAUUAGGAUUGUUUCUGAUAUUUAUUGUUCUAGGAAAUAUUUUUACAAUUGUGUAUCAGUUAUUUGCUGCGGUAAAAUUUGUGUCAGCAUAGCUAAACUCAUGUUGUUAUUGAUGUACAUAUCACUUUGUAUAAGAUUAAAGUAGAAUAAUGUCUGAGUUACACCUUAUCAUGAAGGUUAUGUAAUCAAAAUAUCUAAAAUAUAUUGGUCAUAAAGUAAAUCACAGUUUUUCAUAAACACAAAAUGUUAUCCAAAAACCCCCUAACUGGGAAAUUAAUUAAAGUAGUAACUGCAUGUUUUAAUUCAUUUUUUUUUAAUAAAGUUUUUU